AUGGCGGCCAACAACAUCGUCCUGAUCACAGGCGCUAACACAGGUCUGGGCCUCGAGACAGUCAGGUCUUUACUCCAGUCACCCGGCAAAACAUACACAAUCCUCCUGGGCGGCCGGAGUCUAGAGAAAGCCACUACCGCGGCGAGGCAGGUCAAGGACGAGUUCACCCAAAGUCAAAGCGUCGUGACGCCCGUGCAGAUUGACGUCGAGGACGACCAGUCAAUCAAUGCUUUGUUCGAGAAUCUGGAGCAGCACCAUGGAAGGCUGGAUGUGCUGAUAAACAACGCCGGCGGCCAGCUCGAGCCAAAAAUGUCCUCUGGUGAACUCACCAUGCGCCAGAUGUGGAACAAAUCCUGGGAUGUCAACGUCACAGGCACGUACAUCCUCACGUACACACUCAUCCCACUCCUCCUAAAGUCCUCUGACCCUCGCCUCCUUUUCAUCACAAGCGGGACUGCCACUCUCACCGAGAGCACAAAUCCGGCAGUCAUUGUCAAUCAGUCCCCCGGGGAGAAGGGUUGGCCCAAAACCAACCGUGGCCUCACUGGGCUGGGGAUUCCGGCAUACAGGGCCAGCAAGACUGGAAUGAACAUGAUGAUGCGCGAGUGGGUUAGGGUCUUGAAAGACGACAAUGUCAAGGUGUGGUGUGUGAGCCCCGGCUUUCUGGCAACGGGACUUGGUUUUGGCAACCCGGAGCGAUUGAAGCAGCUGGGUGCAUUGGAUCCGAGUGUCGGAGCCGGCGUGGUGAGAGAUGUAGUAGAUGGACUGAGAGACCAAGAUGUCGGGUCUGUCGUGCGGAAAGACGGGGUCCAGCCUUGGUGA
Molecule: messenger RNA, 822 nt
Organism: Fonsecaea nubica
Lineage: Eukaryota; Fungi; Ascomycota; Eurotiomycetes; Chaetothyriales; Herpotrichiellaceae
Exons: 2
Coding region: 1-822 (273 amino acids)
Source: RefSeq, a predicted model, not a curated record